CGGCAGACCUCGUCAUCGUUUCCGGACCGGACUGCAGGCUCACAGCAAGCGUCCAACGACUUGUCGCAGAUUGCCCCAGCACGCCAACGUCGACUCUCGCCUUUGACUGCUCACACGAUAGCCAGUGAAUGUUCGCCAUGCCCGCCGGCGAGGACGGUCGCAUGAACGACCUCUCCGCUAACCAGCAGCCGCAACAAGAUCUAUCGACGUCGCACUCCUCAUACCUGUCCGCACUUCGUCAGAUCGACAGCAUAUCCGUCCCAGAUCUCGCAUCGACGCUUACAAAUCCAACAAUCACCCAACGGGCGUUAGCUUCGACAGCCGCGCAUCGCCUGGAUGACGACGAGGGCUGGGGACUCCAAGACUUCUCUCAGCAUCAGCAGCAGACAGCGUUGAGGGACCCGCAGAAUGAAUGGAGGGCACAGAAUGCGGCGAGCGAGAGAUUGAGGGCUCUUCAGGAACAGCUGCGGUCAUUGCAGGAGGCCCAUACGGAAAGUAGAGCAUUUCUUGACCGCAGCCUCCAGCAUCUGGAUUCUAUCCGAACAUCCGUGGGCAGAUCAGACACGACAGAUCCGCAACAGGCGAGCAGGUCAAGGGCGUUGGCGGAUCUGGAGAGGAUGGAGACAGCAAGAGGCGGGCCAGACGCAGCCAGGAGAGAUAGGCUACAGCGGGUUCUGUCGAGACUGAACAGACUGCAUAGUAGCAAUGUCAAUGCCUCGUCGUCCGGUUCAUACGGUGAGAAUGCGCCUACCCAUAACAGUCUAUAUGACUGGAGUCCCCCAUCCUUGACGGAAUUGGAUGUCAGGAUGGAAGAUGAGGAAUUUGAUACGAUACGACGCGAGUUGCGAAUUCAGAUGCCAAAUCACCAUCCCGAAGUGCUACGCGCCAUGGCAGAAAGCGUCAGAGUAGAUCUGGAAAGAGACAGGCAAAGAUCAAGAGGAUGGCAUUCGUCCGCUGAUCGAGCCUUCGGACUGUACACCAUCCCUCGUGCAGAGCAGAGUCUCAGAUCCCAGGCUAUACUUCAAGCCGUACGCCGGCACCCGCGUUUCGCAUCGAGGUCAAGAGAGAAUAUACAGAGAUAUAGCGCGGACAGAGUUGACAGGAAUGGAGUUGGUGCCGCUUCACUGUCGCGUAGCUCGGAAACAAGAGAACGGUAUUCGCCCACAUCAGAUCGAUUCCCUUGGAACAGACGGUCUGAUCGCAACUCCGGCACGAAUGACGACUUCAGAUCUCGAUUGCGUCGCUCAAUACUGUCAGAUCCUCCAAGUAAUUCUGAGGAUUCUUCUGCCGACUCAAUAAAGCGAGCUGUGGUAUACCUUGGCAAUCUGCGGCGUUCGCAGUCUUACGAAGACAGCUUGGGCUAUGCUGUAGAUGCGCGCUUCGUAACGAAGGAGUUCUUUGGCGAGAAACAUGAUGAUUUUGUACUGGACGUUCACUCUCUUGCUCCUGUCACGCCUACCUCAGUCCUUGCACGCGGCUCAAAGUUCAAAGGUUGCCAAAGAGCAAAUCCAGACCUCACUCCCACAAUGAGAAGGUCGAUAAGGAGAUGGGAGCGCGAAUUUGGCGGUUGGGAGACCUUUCAAUCAAGCUCUGGUCGGGAAUUUUUACCCCGUCUCACACUCGAUGAUCCAGGACGACCCCCGUCGUCGAACAUUCCCCCUCACGCACAACGUGCUCCAACGUCGACGAGGUACUAUACUCCCGAUCAGUGGCCUGUGGAGGUAACGGUUCAUGAGGUAGACUGGGACCGUAUGACUCUUUCUGCAACUAUGGAAGCGCAGAACGUGCCAUCGUACACUCCGUUCACAAUCAGUUCGCAAAACGAUGAUUCCACCUCGAGCUACCGCGCAGAUUCACCCAGCUCCCAGACCGAUUUCCUAAACUUCGAUGGAACCGUAUAUGUGGAGCCGCCUCGCUCUGAAACACCUCAGCUGCCUCCGCUUUCCGCGUUUCCAGCUUUCACAGACUCGAAGCCGGAAACACAAGCUCUCAAAACUAUCACAACCUAUCUUGAAGGCGAGAUUCUCGAUUUUCGCACUCAUAGCUUCAUUACUGAAAAUUUCUCAUCCACUGCGGCAAACGACGCCACAUACUGGCGCAAGCUAGAACCAUUUCGCUCAUUUACAUCGGAUGACGACUUAUUCCGUCGCCUGCUCUCACGCGAGUUCCUAAACGAGCUCAACGAGACAUAUCUUUUGAUGCGAUGGAAGGAAAAGUGCUUCGUUGAUGAUCCAAAUGCUACACAUUCGUCAGAGAUUCAAAGCGAGGGGCAGAGUUACGAGAUGGCGGAGGGAUGUGGGCUCACCAUUAGCGGUUUUUAUUAUGUGUGUCUGAGGAGGAAUGACGGCCAUGUCGAAGGUUUGUAUUGUGAUCCGCAGAGCAGUCCUUACCAGCAUCUCGUGUUAGAACGCAGUGUAAGUGAAAGCUGGUGGUGGGGGUGGGAAUUUAAAUGAUUCGGGGGCAGGCGUUAGAUGUGAUGCCUGCACUUGCUCUUGUUUUCCAUCAAAAUGAGAGGAUUCUUGUCGUGAGGAGCAGUCGACUGGACUCACAAAGGCAAAUCUAUAUUGUACGUAUUGUCGUCCAUCCUUCGAACAGAUUGGUGUUCCCAAUGUCAAUAUAUCGACUAGCUUCAAGAUCUUAGUCUUACUGGGUGUUUUGACAAGUGGGUAUGAACGGAAAGAGCGACGUAAGGCCCACUAAGGAUAGGAUCGCCAACAGAUUACGUCCUUCGCGAAGCUUAAUACCAAUGACUCGAGCUCUGUUCUCGUGUAAAAAGCCUCGCGAGGAUCAUGUGCCUACGCAACGUAGACAAUAAUAUAGAAUACGGAAUAGAUUACGAUAUCUUGUUGCGAGGGCGAGAUUGAGCGUUUUAGUGGGCAUAAGGACAGUGAAUCAAACAUGCCAUGGGCAAAUAAUGGAUGGCUGCUGUCAUGGAUGGUCCUGGAGAUGGCCAAAAAUGCUUUGUAUAGAGAGUCAAGACUUUACAACGACGAAGCAAAGAAAAUUCCCAAAAGAAGGAAGAAGAAUAUGGAAUGAGGAUAGCGAAGCAAAACAGUGCUCAAGAUAAAUGCUUCAGAAGCUGAAUAUGACUUACAAGGCCACGGAUCAGCCAAGGAUCAUGUACGGCAUGAAACUUGACAUGAUGCGGGUCUACUGAU
Messenger RNA from Verruconis gallopava, 3158 nucleotides. RefSeq lists its product as uncharacterized. The record is from RefSeq and is a predicted model, not a curated record. Lineage: Eukaryota; Fungi; Ascomycota; Dothideomycetes; Venturiales; Sympoventuriaceae. Gene Ontology annotation, cellular component: extrinsic component of membrane; GID complex. Gene Ontology annotation, biological process: proteasome-mediated ubiquitin-dependent protein catabolic process; protein catabolic process in the vacuole; negative regulation of gluconeogenesis. The coding region runs from base 129 to 2453 and encodes 774 amino acids. The transcript is spliced from 2 exons.